GGACUAGAUAAGUCUAACUUCUUCCUACUCCGUUCAAGCAUGUACUAGGUCAAUUGAAAGCUGAAAUGCAUUUUCUUGUAUAUCUGCGAAAUUAUGUGUGUUGGUAUAUCAACUGCUUUUACGUGUUUGAAAGAAAAAAUAAAAAAAAACAAUACAGUAAUAACUAGACUACUACAAACAGAUUUAAAUAUAAUGUAAUAAUGUCUGCUUUUUAUGAAUGUCCAGGGUCAAAUAUUUCUCCUAUGCGUUGUUGAUGCAGGGACUAAAACACUGGUGGUGCAUGGACAGAAUGAAUGUGACAUCCCAACACAGCUUCCAGUUCAUGAAGACACACAGUUUGAUGCCCUGCUGAAGGAGUGCCUUGAAUUCUUUAACAUCCCAGAGGCAAGAUCUGCACACUACUUCCUAAUGGACAAGCGAUGGAAUCUCAUCCAUUAUAAUAAGACGUAUGUAAGAGACAUCUACCCCUUCCGAAGGUCUGUUUCUCCUCAACUCAACCUAGUCCACAUGCUGCCAGAGAAAGGGCAGGAGCUUAUCCAAAAACAGGUGUUUUCCCGUAAACUAGAAGAGGUUGGGCGGGUUCUCUUCCUCAUCUCCCUUACACAGCACAUGCCAACCAUACACAAGCAAUCUCAUGUUUCGCUCCUCCAAGAAGAUCUCCUGCGCCUGCCCUCCUUCCCCCGAACUGCCAUUGAUGCAGAGUUCUCUCUGUUCAACGAACCACAAGGUAAGGAGCUGUUCGGCUUGGACACCCUCCACAAGGUGCUGUGGAUUAAGCUGCUGGAGGAGAUGUUUCUAGGCAUGCCCAGUGAAUACCCUUGGGGUGAUGAGAUGAUGCUUUUCCUCAACGUUUUCAACGGAGCACUGCUACUUCACCCAGAAGACAGCUCCCUCCUCAAGCAGUACACUGCCACCGCCAUCAAUACCUCUGUUCACUUCAACCAUCUCUUUUCGUUGAGUGGUUACCAGUGGAUCCUGCCAACAAUGCUGCAGGUCUAUGCCGAUUAUGAAAGCAACCCUUUACUGAGGCAGGGCAUAGAGUUUUGCUGCCGUCAGUUUUAUAUCCUCCACCGCAAGCCCUUCAUCCUGCAGCUGUUUGCAAGUGUGGCUCCACUGUUGGAAUUCACAACCAGCACCAGCACUGGUCUGUCCAAAGGAGUGUCGGCACAGUGUCUUUUUGACCUGCUGGUGUCUCUGGAGGGUGAGACCCAGGAUGCCCUUGAUGCUUUGGAGCUGGUCAAGGCAGAGAAACCAUUACGAUCUCUUGAUUUCUGUUAUGGUAAUGAAGACUUGGCCUUUUCUAUCAGUGAGGCCAUCAAGCUGUGUGUUACUGUGGUUGCUUAUGCUCCUGAAUCCUUCAGGAGUCUCCAGAUGCUGAUGGUGCUCGAGGCCUUGGUGCCCUGCUACCUCCAGAAGCUCAAGAGCAACACAGUUACAAUGGAGUCGGCAUCAGUUGCCAGGGAUGAGAUUGCAGCCAUCGCCGCUCUGGCCACGUCACUGCAGGCCCUACUCUACAGCUCUGAGACCCUCACAAGGCCCAUGACAGCGCCUCAGAUGUCCCGCUGCGAUCAGGGCCAUAAGGGAGGCACAACAGCCAAUCACGCCAUGUCAGGAGGGGUCAACACCAGGGACAACCUCCACCUGUUAGAAGAAGGUCAGGGCAUGCCAAGAGAGGAGUUGGACGAGCGCAUUGCCAGGGAAGAGUUUCGCCGGCCACGCGAGUCACUGUUAAACAUCUGCACCGAGUUUUACAAGCACUGUGGACCACGCCUCAAAAUCCUGCAGAAUGUUGCUGGUGAACCCCGGGUAACGGCCCUGGAACUGCUGGACAUCAAGUCCCACAUGAGGCUAGCAGAGAUUGCCCAUGCUCUACUGAAGCUGGCACCUUAUGACACCCUGACCAUGGAGAGCCGAGGACUGCGGCGUUACAUCAUGGAAAUGCUCCCUAUAACGGAUUGGUCGUCAGAAGCGGUCCGCCCUGCUCUCAUCCUCAUCCUCAAACGGCUGGAUCGCAUGUUCAACAAAAUCCACAAGAUGCCUACGCUCAGGUGCGCUCGCCCACAGGCAUUAUGCACCAGGAGACAGGUUGAGUGGGAGGCAGCCAGCAGUCUGAUCGAAGGGAUCUGCCUCACCCUUCAACGACAGCCAAUCAUUUCUUUCCUUCCACACCUUCGAUCACUGAUAAAUGUCUGCGUUAACCUGGUGAUGGGUGUGGUUGGACCCUCCAGUGUGGCAGAUGGGCUCCCACUUCUCCACCUCAGCCCCUAUCUCUCACCUCCACUGCCCUUCAGCACAGCAGUGGUUAGACUGGUUGCACUGCAGAUCCAAGCACUGAAGGAAGACUUCCCUCUCAGCCAUGUGAUUUCACCUUUCACCAACCAGGAGAGGCGAGAAGGGAUGCUGCUUAACCUGCUAAUUCCCUUUGUACUGACAGUGGGGUCUGGAAGCAAAGACAGUCCCCACCUUGAGCAGCCUGAGAUCUUCCUGCUUCUCCAGACAGUCAUCAAUAUCCUCCUACCUCCUCGUAUCAUCUCUACCUCUCGCACCAAAAACUUCAUGCUUGACGCUUCUCCGGCUCACUGUUCCACCCCAGGCGAUGCGGGGAAGGAUCUGCGUCGAGAGGGUUUAGCUGAGUCUACCAGUCAGGCCGCAUAUCUGGCUCUGAAGGUUGUCCUGGUUUGCUUUGAGCGCUCACUGGGAAACCAGUGGUACCGGCUGAGCCUGCAGGUGAAAGAGAUGGCUCUAAGGAAGGUGGGCGGCUUGGCCUUCUGGGACUUCAUUGACUUCAUCGUCCGAACCCGUAUCCCUAUUUUUGUCCUGCUGAGGCCCUUCAUACAGUGCAAGUUGUUGACGCAGCCCGCUGACUCUCAGGAGGAGAUCACUGCACGUCACCACAUCGCCGACCAGCUGGAGCGACGCUUCAUUCCGAGACCUCUUUGCAAGAGCUCCCUUUUCGCAGAGUUUAACAAUGAACUGAAGAUACUCAAGGAGGCCGUGCACAGUGGCUCUGCUUACCAAGGCAAAACGUCUAUCAGCACAGUGGGCACCUCUACAUCAGCAUACCGCCUCAGUUUGGCGACAAUGUCCCGCUCCAACACUGGCACCGGCACAGUCUGGGAGCAGGACAGCCAACCGUCACGCCAGCCCUCCCAGGACACCCUCAGCCGCACCGAUGAGGACGAUGAAGAGAACGACUCCAUAAGCAUUCCCAGUGUUGUGAGCGAGCAUGAAGCCUUCCUGCCCAGGGUAAUAUCACAGCGCCGCUUCUCCAGCCACGCCACUGGUUCAGCUGCCGCCCAGCCCGAGGCCCCCCGCACCACCAUGCUGCCCAGCCACAGUGAACCCAAUGUGCUAGAUGAGUCCCAGGGCCUUCUGCAGGAGGGUAACCUCUCUAGGGUUGCCAGCGUGCAGAGCGAGCCAGGCCAGCAGAACCUUCUCAUACAGCCACCGCUAGGACGAAAGCGUGGCCUCAGGCAGCUGCGCCGCCCCCUGCUGUCCAUCCCCAAGAAUGAGCCACGUGGUCGAUCUGGAGCAAGACUUUCUACAACCCGAAGAAGCAUUCAGCCCAAGAACAAACCACUGGAAACAUUAUUGGACUGUGAAGCACACGGAGACCAGAAGAGGUCCGUCACCUUUACAGAGAAUCAAAGGCAGCAGGCUCCCAGCGCUGUGGACUCUCCACUCGAGGGCAGGAAGACUAGUCCUACCUCUUUCCCCACGCUGGAAGUGCCUUCCACUGGCUCAGCCACAGUCACUGCCGACCUCCACAGCUGUGCCAACACACAGGUCCCUCCAACUAUAAGCAGCAGUGAGCAGAGAGAGCCGUGGGGCCUCGGGAGCAGACUCUCUCCUCCCCCCUCCAUCUCUCGCCCCUCUACCUCAACACCCCUUUCUGGGACCUGCUCCCCGCUGCCAUGGUCCCGAACCUGCUCCCCCCCCCCUUUAUGCCGGACCACCUCUCCACUCCCUCCGCCGCUUCCUCUUCUGAGCACGGCACCUGCUCCAGGUCCCCCACCACCCCUGGUGCCUUCAGUCCCGCUUCUUCUUCCGCCUCCACUGGGGCCGCCCAGGAUCAGAGAGAGCCCUGGGGACGAGGACACCACAGAGCUCCUGCCGCACAGCGGCACCCUGCUUCAACUCAGUGAGGACGAUGGGACGGAGAACCCCCUCCUCACUCCUCUGCUGUCCCCUCCCUUGCCUUGUCGGUCACCCCGCAGGUCACCCCUGCCCUUCUCGCCUGUGGACUUAGAUCUGGAUGAGUCCCACGUGUGAGGGUAAAAAGUGGAUUGUAUUUGUCUUUCAUCUUAUAUACUUGCUAUAAAUCUGAAGAAUACAAAAAAUAGGGAGUCUGUAAAGAAAGGGAAUGUACAGACAGAAGUUUAGUUUUAACAUCUGUUCAAGUAUAUCUAUAUAUCGCUUUAUUUGUGCUCAGCCAAUGUGUGAUUAACUGAAGUCUGCUUGUUCCCUGUUGGUUUAGACUUUAGGUUUACAAAACUCCCCCCUCAGUAUUCGUUUGAUGUUGUACCUUUCUUAAUAGUUGGAUAUGGACAUCAAAAUAAUUUCCAGUGUAUCAGUGAGGCAGCCUAAAUGUUGAAUGUGCAGUAGCAGCUAAGCUUCGUUCCUGAUCUCCACAUAUGUUUGGUUUACGCUACUGUAGUCAGUUUUAUUCUGAAAUUUAUUUUCGUUAUAAACCUCAUUGUAACACAUAGUGUUUAUAGUGAAAGUAAAAAAAAAAUGCUUAUCUCAUCAAUUUUUCUAUUAUAUUUAACUAUUACUCUACAGUAUAUCUAUAAUGAAAAGAUUAAUGGUAUAUAAAUUUAUAAGGAAAUGCUAUAACUUAUAACAAAUACAAAAUGUUAGAAAAGAUUAUAAAAGAGAGAAAAUACAGAAGUUGUAUUCUCAGUAUAUUAAACUGUGGGUGAGAGGAAAGCUUUAUUAAUAAAAUCAAAUUAAUACAGAAAUUGCAUUAUAAAGCUAUGUGAUGAAACUUGUACUUGAAAAAAUGUAUAUACUUAUUUAACAUUUAUGAAGAUAACUAUUUAUAUAUAAGUCGAGCACAGACAAAAACAUUUUUAAAUCCACUAAUUUUGGAUUUAAAAUUAGUGGAUUAAAAAGCCAUAGCUAGUGGUACAACUUUAAGGUAGACAGGCAGGGGGAGCAUUAUUCAUUUGAAAUGAAGUAUUACGCUUAAUUGACUGUCGUCUCACUAGCAAUAUGAAAACAAUGAUUCAACCAGCUGAACUACCUGCCUGGAGCUGAAAGCAGUUUUUCAUUCUGGUUUCAGUGGCAGAUUUUGUCUUGAGUAUUUCUACGGCUAAAACAUCUCGUGCAUCAUGUUGAACAUCUGUACGUGAGCUGAUUCUACAGUGUGUAUUGUACUGCUCCGUGUCUCAGCAGAUUAUUUUGUGACCAAAGACUUCUCUUGUUUCUGUGGUCAACCAGUAUAGGAAUUUAGAGCUAAAAUUCACAUUUGUCCUGAUGUUGCAGUGUUGUCGCUUGUCUGUAAUGUUGUUUAAUGUUCACAAAGGUCAAAGCAAUUUCAUUUGUAAUGAAAUGAUGCAGUAGAUAGCUGUUACCUCAUCACUCAUCCCAUGCCUUAACAAACCCACUUUUAUUCAUAAAAAACUUAAUUCUUCUAAAGAGUUUAGUUACUCGACUGUGGUUACUUACAGUACACUGAACUACACAGAAGGACACAGUAAUAUAACAAAUGAUCUGAAAUCACUGAAAUUAAAAUUAAAAAACAGGUCAUAACUUACUUGACAUCUACUGUACCAGUUCAAUGGCAGUUUCACUUUUGUGCAUUUUAAUAUACAGUUACCGUAACAUAAAUCAUGAGAUACACAAUUAAAUGUAUGUUGUCAUAGGCUACUUUGUCGAAGUAUGUGAAAGCGAUGCAGAUUUUUUUUAGACACAUUUUGUGUAGACACAUACUGUGUCUUUUAAAUUGUUGUGUGUCUGUCUUUGUGCAAAGUUAAAAUACAGCUACAAACAAGAGUAUUUCUGCAAUAUACAGUACUAAUAAAUGGUUAUUGGUUACAAUG
This is a messenger RNA of Betta splendens (Siamese fighting fish), 6044 nucleotides long. Its product is annotated as protein unc-80 homolog. The record is from RefSeq and is a predicted model, not a curated record. The transcript is spliced from 26 exons. Lineage: Eukaryota; Metazoa; Chordata; Actinopteri; Anabantiformes; Osphronemidae. Gene Ontology annotation, biological process: monoatomic cation homeostasis. Bases 214 to 4272 code for a protein of 1352 amino acids. Gene Ontology annotation, molecular function: monoatomic cation channel activity. Gene Ontology annotation, cellular component: cation channel complex; axon.